CUGUGGGCGCAUCGCGAGCCGGUUGGGGUGGCUUUGGUAGUGGCGGCGACAUGGACAACGCGGGGAAGGAGCGUGAGGCCGUGCAGCUGAUGGCGGAGGCCGAGAAGCGAGUCAAAGCCUCCCACUCCUUCCUGCGAGGGCUGUUUGGAGGAAACACAAGAAUAGAAGAGGCUUGUGAAAUGUAUACCAGAGCUGCAAAUAUGUUCAAGAUGGCUAAAAAUUGGAGUGCUGCUGGAAAUGCGUUUUGUCAAGCAGCCAAGCUCCAUAUGCAGCUUCAGAGCAAACAUGAUUCUGCUACUAGUUUUGUGGAUGCUGGGAACGCUUAUAAAAAGGCAGACCCACAAGAGGCUAUCAACUGCUUAAAUGCAGCCAUCGACAUUUACACAGACAUGGGAAGGUUUUCAAUUGCGGCCAAGCACCACAUUACUAUUGCCGAGAUCUAUGAGACUGAACUUGUUGACAUUGAGAAGGCUAUUGCACAUUAUGAACAAUCUGCUGAUUAUUACAAAGGAGAAGAAUCCAACAGCUCUGCUAACAAGUGUCUGCUGAAGGUAGCAGCUUAUGCUGCCCAGCUUGAGCAGUACCAGAAAGCCAUUGAGAUCUAUGAGCAGGUUGGGGCGAACACUAUGGACAAUCCUUUGUUGAAGUACAGUGCAAAGGAUUACUUCUUUAAAGCAGCCCUCUGCCACUUCAUAGUAGAUGAGUUAAAUGCAAAGCUUGCUCUUGAGAAAUAUGAGGAAAUGUUUCCAGCAUUUACUGAUUCAAGAGAAUGUAAAUUAUUAAAAAAGCUUCUAGAAGCUCAUGAAGAACAGAACAGUGAAGCUUACACGGAAGCAGUAAAGGAAUUUGACUCAAUAUCUCGCUUGGAUCAGUGGCUUACUACUAUGUUGCUUCGUAUCAAAAAAUCCAUCCAGGGGGAUGGAGAAGGAGACGGAGACCUCAAAUGAAAUGUUUGUGUCUUUGUGGCAUGCAGCUAACUCCUCUUCAUUUUUGUCUUAGGGCAAAGUGUUCUUUAUGGGAUGCCCACUUAAUGACUUAAUUUUGUUGCAUAUGAGCCAAACGAUCUGUGUAUGAUUUAAACUCACCGUGUCUGUAUGAUGGUGAUUGUGAGUGUGACGCGUGAUUCAUGCUUGUCAGAGCCCCAGUUUUCUGAGAAGUACUUCAUGACUUAUUCCUGUUAUUUGGUUAUUUGCAGAGCCUGUCUUUAGUUUUGCCAUGUUUUUAGGUUCUUUUUCUUGGACUUGAGUACCCAAUCUAGUUGGUUUAAUAUGUGCUUUGCAUAUUCUCUAUACAUUUGCAUCUGGGUGUAUUCUCUAAAUGUCUGUGUUUAGUUAGGACAGUUGUUAGAAAUGAGUUUAUAACUUUCUUUAUUAGAAAUUGUUCCUAUUUUUCGUAUCCUGUGACUAUUUUGAUGGUGCUAGUGAAAAGUUCCAAUGCUUUUUGUAUUGUUUUGUAUGCUAACAUAUGUAUGGCAAGAAUGAAGAACAGCCUGGGUCUGUUGGCAUCACCCACACUGUGAGGACCGGGGCUUCCUGGCAGUGUUUGCUUGUGUGUGUGGAUGAGGUGGAUCUGACUGACUCUAUGAGAGACUAAUUUUCCUUGUUCCUUUAUAUACUUUCUUCCUUUUAGUUGGGUUGAAAUCCCUUCUUUAUAUGCACAUAAAGAUGUUUGAAUUGACACCUACUUUUUCCUGGUUUUCAUUUUCACACACUUUCCCACAUUGACAUACAGUAUUUUCUGUACCAUGGUCAUUUACACUUGGUCAGGGCUGGGUAGAUUAUCUGUGCUGAAGUUUGAGAAUGUAUGUAAAGAAUUGUAUCCGUUCAUUUAACCUGAUGGUUAGGUGGGGGUGAAUCUGGUACUGAGUUUACUAUAUGCCCAGUUGGGCAAGAACCCCAACUUCCUUCUAAGAGACAUGAUUUUUCUCUUAGCUGAUUGAAUUAUUUUAUCUUGUGUGUUUUGACUCUGUCCUGUUUAUUUUGAUUUAAAUAAUAUAUGCUCUCUUGAUUCAUGAAUUUGAUCCUACCCAUUCAUGCUAUGCGCUGGCAGAUACUAUAGAGGUGGUCUUGUUACCAGACAUAACCCAUGGUUCUUUCUAAAUUGUGGUGCUGUCAUUCAUGACAGGUAAUGAAAUUGCCCAUGUUAUGUCAGAUAAUAACCAGUAUUUGAAUGGUGUUUUCGUUUUGGGAUGCACCUUGACUGGGUAGGAUUGUGUUGUACAGAGGUAGAGCAAGUGUGCCCAGACCAGGGGGCAGAGCCAGGAAAGGUUUGGGGUGGGAGGUGUGACUUGGUCAGUCUAGGGCAAAGGAGAAAGGGGCAGGAAAUGCAGUUGAAAAGAGUGAGCUGAGGCCAGAUUGUGGGGGUUCUGCAUCACGUGAUGCCUUGUGAGACUCUGGCGUUCCUAUGGUGGUGCCUAGCCCAGGGUGGUCUGGUGGAGCAGAGAGCUCCGUGAUGUCAUAGUGUUGGGUUGGGUGGAGCAUGUAGACCAGAAGGCAUGGAUACUGGUCUGGACCCUGAGGUGAUCGCUGGAGUUCCUUCUUAACGAAAGUGGAAGAAAGUUGGUCAUCGCUUAAGGUAGAAUUUGGAACGGAGCCCAGUUGCUACUCCAUUGCCUGUUGGACUCCCUUAAGAAAAACGUCAGAGAAAAAAGUGGCUUCUUGUUGCUAUUCCUGAUAUAUUCUACAACCAGCCAAAUUUGCGAAUUGGAAAUUUGGGAGUGGUUUGUAGCUUCUUUCUUCUGUUUCAAGUCUGUUCCAUUUGGAGAGCAUUUAAACACUAGCCAGCCAGUGUGCUUGUUUCAUUGAGGUUGCAAAGUUUCUUUCCGCUUGUUAAAAGAAUCUUCUGGUCUGACAACUAAAGUAAAAUUGCCUCUUUUAAGGCAAUUCUGUUUACCUUUCAUUGUGAUCCCCUAGCAGACGCCUGUCUAAAGAAGAGGUAUGGCUUUUAAAAAUAGUAUUUGUAAACUUUUGUUAGUCAGGCACUCUUUGUAUUGACUGAAAUAAACACUGGGAUCAGAGCCUGGGUUAAGAAUUUUUAUUUUUAAUGUUUUGCAUGAAAAUAAUAAAAAUAAUUGCAACGGCUAGAACAGACCUUCUGGAAGAUGAGAGAAAAAAAGCCAAGUAACAGUGUAUACACUUACUGUUUCAACUGUUCGUUCCCCUGACAUAAGAUAGUACCAUGUUUCUUUCAAAAUGCCUACCAGUUAGGUUUUCAAGAUAUGUAGAAUUGUUAUUUAUGAACAAAGCGAUGGUUAUGUUUGAGAGUUCUUGUAUUUUAAUAAAUCUGGGGUUAGUCCGUAGUUAAAAUUUAUUACAGGAGAGGUUUGCUUUCUGUGGCAACAUUUUUAUAGCUCGUAUUCUUUGUGUUCUUUCCUUAUUUAAUGAUGUGAAAACAGUACUUUUGCACAGUUGUGACCGUGUGUGGUGUCACUAUAACCAAAGCGUAUGCACUGGCCCUGUGCAGUUACUGUUUCCUCCGUAUUGUGCAUUUAAACUGUCCAGAUGCCGACUUUCUGACUUCUGUUGAGGGCUUGGCAGCAUAGCAUGUCACCUGUAACCUGCCCACCGGUGGUGUGAGCUGUGACUACUAGCAGGUUUCCUGCCUUGUGAAGUACUGACUCGGUCACUGCUGGUGUCCCCUCCCUCGUGCCCUCGGACAGAGGAUUAUAUUAUGAAAACUAACCAUGUAACAGUAAAUCUACCUUAGCAGAAAGAAUAUGUAUGUUUUAUGUGAACCUGUACAGUAAAUAAAGUGGAAAUUAUGAGUAAUAUUUUGACUAGUCUUUCCUAGCUAAAUUUAUACAAACCAAGAAUGCCUUUCUUUCCUUGAACUUGUUCCAAAUAAGUGUAAGGCAACAGGCAUUAAUAUUUUCUAAGCUCUGUGAGUAUCCAUUUGAAUAUUAGUUUGACUGUAUUAAAACCUCAAUUGCUUGAUCGAAAUGCAGAGUGCUGUAACUGUUUUGCAGGUACUGAGGGUUUAUGAGAAAACCCUAGUUAGUCUGUUGAUGUUUUCUACUAAAUUUACAUCAUCACUGUGCAGACCUCACAUUCUCAUCCUGCCUGCUGCUCCCAGCAAGGAAUCUUGCUUGAAUCCUUUAGGCUCUAAAAAUCACUUGGAAAGUUGAGGAAGGAGUGGAUCCUGAAAGAUUCUGUGACGUGGUGGUUAGGUGAAGAGCUCCCAAGCCUGACACCCUCCUUCCCGCACCAGCGU
Molecule: messenger RNA, 4209 nt
Organism: Trichechus manatus latirostris (Florida manatee)
Lineage: Eukaryota; Metazoa; Chordata; Mammalia; Sirenia; Trichechidae
Gene: NAPB
Product: NSF attachment protein beta
Exons: 11
Coding region: 51-947 (298 amino acids)
Biological process (GO): regulation of synaptic vesicle priming; synaptic transmission, glutamatergic; SNARE complex disassembly
Cellular component (GO): vacuolar membrane; terminal bouton; synaptobrevin 2-SNAP-25-syntaxin-1a complex
Molecular function (GO): syntaxin binding; soluble NSF attachment protein activity
Source: RefSeq, a predicted model, not a curated record